UACAGUGUUGUGGUUUUUGUCUCUUUCCCUCUCUCUCGGGGCCAAAACAACAACAGCAGAAAGAAAAGAAAAGUCGGCAUUUCGCUGAAGGUUGGACCAAUUCAACUAAACCUGCUUGCCGAAAAAUACAAAUGGAGAACCUCUCGAACUUGGAAAUGACUGCCAAUUCGGUUACAGGCGCGAACAAGACCCGCCCUUACAUCUGYAGAGCUUGUAAAACAGAGCUCAGUGAUAUGACGAUUUUGAGAGCUGGUGGCUCGUAUUGGCAUCAGGAAUGCCUGGUCUGCCAGGACUGUGGUCAACUGCUUGAACAGAGGUGUUUUAUUCGUGACGGUAUGGUUCUGUGUGCCGAUGACUUCUUCAGGCGAUUUGGGCCAGUUUGCUCAGGMUGYAAUCAAACCAUACUUGCCAGUGAAGUUGUUCGUAAGAUUAAGUCCAAAAUUUACCAUCUUGRCUGCUUGUGCUGUAUCGCGUGCAAAAAACARCUCGAAACGGGAGAUCAGUUUUACAUGCUCGAAGACGGGAAGGUCAUUUGCAAGGAUGAUUACGUCGAGAAAACUAAAACUGGUAAGAAAAGGACAUCGUUGAAAGAAGACAGAAAGGCUCUUUCUCUUUGUCCCGUUCUUCCCACCCCCACGCCACACCUUAUGACCCCCUUCCCCCGCCCCUCCCCACACCUCCAUGAACUAAAACUGCAUUUACCAACCGAAGCUACCGACAUGGCUGGCCAAGAAAAGAAGCGAGCCCGYACAUUCAUCAACACAAGUCAGCUGUCUCGUCUUAUGCACGCCUACUACAAUAUGCCUAAACCCAACCUAAUAGARCGCCAGCGCAUUGCUACAGAAAUAGGACUGGACAUGCGCGUUGUGCAAGUCUGGUUUCAGAAUCGCCGUGCAAAGGACAGACGGAACUUGAACAAGCCGAUGCAUCUGCAAUCCACCAAUCGCAGAAAGAAGCACUCUCGCUCAAACACGUGGUCAGCAGGGAUGUCACGUGGUGCGGAAUUUGACAACGACGAGGACGCCUGCAGUGAAAUUUCAGAUUACAGUGACAUUUGCCGUUCAAGAGAGGACCUAAGGAACCCACCUCAGUCGAGCAGUCCCUGGARCCACAGCCCUAGACGCGAUGAAGGGUCAUCCCCGUCAACAUUCACGGAAACCCAGCAGUUAGAUUUCCAUGCCCUGCCCAAAAUAUCAAUGCCCCCAAUCAAGGACUUGAACUUCUCAAUUAGUGACGUCAGAACGGUGACGUCAGAAGUUUCCCAGAACAUCCAAGGAAUGUCUAUUAACAGAUUCAACUUGCCAAACGGGACUAACAACGUUGCCAUGGGAAGUGCUUCGAGAAUGUUUGGAGAUUACAGCCAAACCUUGCCAUACUGGAACACUUAUCUCAACGCAAUGACGAGYAAUCCAUCUAACUUUGUUGAUUCAGCAUUUCCGACGAUGUCGUCACACUAUUUCCAGUCUCCCCUAUGCAGUACUGUUGGAAUUAGCCCACGGUAUGGGGAAKCCUUUCAAGGGACUGGUAAAGGAAGCAACAAUUACCAAUCCUAACUCACUAUGGAGUAAAUGCAUGUUUUCAAC
Messenger RNA from Exaiptasia diaphana, 1583 nucleotides. Its product is annotated as LIM/homeobox protein Lhx3. The transcript has 6 exons. Lineage: Eukaryota; Metazoa; Cnidaria; Anthozoa; Actiniaria; Aiptasiidae. Gene Ontology annotation, cellular component: nucleus. Gene Ontology annotation, molecular function: RNA polymerase II transcription regulatory region sequence-specific DNA binding; DNA-binding transcription factor activity, RNA polymerase II-specific. Gene Ontology annotation, biological process: regulation of transcription by RNA polymerase II; neuron differentiation. Bases 132 to 1553 code for a protein of 473 amino acids. The record is from RefSeq and is a predicted model, not a curated record.